Messenger RNA from Myxozyma melibiosi, 1826 nucleotides. RefSeq lists its product as uncharacterized. Lineage: Eukaryota; Fungi; Ascomycota; Lipomycetes; Lipomycetales; Lipomycetaceae. Bases 143 to 1447 code for a protein of 434 amino acids. The record is from RefSeq and is a predicted model, not a curated record. Gene Ontology annotation, molecular function: protein binding. The transcript has a single exon.
CGUUAUCAGACGACCUUUUCAAAUCCCCCAGAUCCAGCAAAUGCCCACGAUCAGUGGCAGAAGCUCUUUCAAAACAUUUGCAUGAGCUAGACUUCGUGCCUCAGAACUGAGGUUGUCAACACCUUGGUAAUCGCAGCGGAAAAUGCCGAAGAUGAGUGACAGCAAACCGCGCGAUCUGCUUGAACUGCUGCCCUACGAGAUCCGGCUGAUCAUCAUUCCCUACCUCCCAUUUCCCGCUAUGAGGACUAUGAUGGGCUACUCGGAUACCUGGAAGCAUUUGAUAAUGAGCCAUCCGAGGUAUUUGCAGAUCUUUGAGAUCAGCAUACCCUAUGUCCCGGCGAAGACUGUUCCCGAUUACCUCGCGCAUUUCACGAGCAAAGCGGAGGGGAUCGUGCGCAUCAGUAUUGAGAAUCAGUUUGAUCGUGGUAUGGAGGAUGCUAAUAGCUGUUGGUCAAAUCGAUACAAGAUGCCUUAUGACGAAUCUCAGUUUGAACUACUCACUAGAAUGCUUUGGCAUGAUGAUCCCUUGGGCGGCAAACGGGACAUGCUCGGCGCUAGGGAAAUCGACAGAGAGCUAUACGUCUCCCUGCCGCUCUUCCUAUCCCGCUACAAAGCAGCCAUUAUCAGAGGAAAUCACGCUACCGAUUUGGAAUGGCACGAUCCGUGGAAGAUCAUGCUCUCAGAUCUUAUCGGGAAGGAGUUAUUCGUCAAGUACUUCACAACGCGUACAGUCGGGAUUGAUCUACGAGUAAACAAGUGGGAUCCUGAGGUCUGGGGAGGAGAAAGAGGGACAGGAGAAGAUGUCAGUGACAGAGCGUGGGAGAUUAUAGAUCAUGUUCGGAUGCUCCAUGUGCCGCUAGACGCGAUGACGACGUUUUUCCGCCGAGUCGCGCAAAACAGCCGAAAAUUGCAGACAAGCUACUUGAGGUUCUCCACACCACCGGGAUCCUCAGCAGUGACGGUCACGAAGAGCGAUAUACCUCAGUUCAAGUCUUCUAAGCUUGGUGCAAAGAUAGAGGUACUCAUACUCUGCCCGGAUGAGGAUCAGGAUUCGCAGCUCUGUCAUCGUCCUCGCCAUGUGAUCUCUCAGAAAUAUCUGAGCGAACUGCUGUCAAUAAUGCCAAAUCUACAAGCACUCGUUCUGCGCGAUUUUCACGUGUUGGCAGAUGACGACAGCGAACAGCAACACGAGCAACCGAUGCUCGACCUGCGCUCCUUCAAACAACUGUGUCAUGUUGAUUUUUCUGGAUCCGAAUUUGAAAACGGGCUACCACUGCUAGACCAGCACUGCUCUAGAAUCACGCUACGCCGAUCGCGGCAUCUUACAGAUUUACUAGAAGUAGUUAAGAGCAUGACCGGUGAAAUCCAGACUGCUGGCUUGCUGCAACUGGAGCUAAGUGACAAGAUUGACGGACUCGCGGACGACACACUUAUCGGGAUUCACUAGCGCUUUGACAAAUGGAGUUUUUUUGAUGCUAAGUGUAAUAUUUGCGGAUCAUGACACGCAAUUAUGAGCGCGAAGAAAUUCGCAAGCUACUUAUUUUUUGUCUUCUUCUUUCCAUUGAAUUUAACCCAAAGUGACUUUAAAUGUCUCCUCCAGCUCUACUCGGCGAAGUGCCUUCUAUAUCUACACCCGCACCGCCGAGUCGAUGCUGUCUACCUACGCUGCAGUGAAACGCGGGAUCUUGCAUUCCCACUCUGGAAUAUCGUCUAGACUAUAGACCACACAUUCCCACGCAGAGAUAUCGUCUAGACUAUAGACCACAAUUGUCAAUGAAGACGCCCAGUUCGCUCAGCAGAGGUACUGUCAUGAGGCGACAAGGCUG